Messenger RNA from Melitaea cinxia (Glanville fritillary), 2281 nucleotides. Its product is annotated as beta-secretase 1-like. Gene Ontology annotation, molecular function: aspartic-type endopeptidase activity. The transcript has 9 exons. Lineage: Eukaryota; Metazoa; Arthropoda; Insecta; Lepidoptera; Nymphalidae. The coding region runs from base 96 to 1577 and encodes 493 amino acids. The record is from RefSeq and is a predicted model, not a curated record. Gene Ontology annotation, biological process: membrane protein ectodomain proteolysis; amyloid-beta metabolic process. Gene Ontology annotation, cellular component: trans-Golgi network; endosome; membrane.
UAUAAGGUACAUACUUACUGAGAAUAUGCUUUUGCGGCGUGAAUAAUUUAGUCAUAUAUAUAAUUAGUUUAUGACAGUAUGAUCGAGAAGCAAUAAUGUUUACGACAAGUUUGUGUUAUUUUUGUCUGCUUUUUCUUCUAAACAAUUCGUAUUGCGAGGAGUAUAAUCUUUACGGUGAAGCGGGCCAAGCUUAUGCUUUGGAAAUUAAUAUUGGACGUCCUGAACAAAAGUUGAAUGUACUAGUAGAUACAGGAAGCACUACAUUGGCCAUCGCUUCUUAUGCAAGAAAAGAUAGUAAUAAAUAUUUCCGUUCUGAAAAUUCUACGACUAUAUACAAUAGUGGGAAAGAGGUACAAGCAAAAUACUCGCAAGGAACAUGGCUUGGGCAUUUGUCAUCUGAUAUAGUGAAAUUUCCAUCACUCAAAUUGAUACCAGAAGUAAGAUGUGAUAUAGCUCUCAUAACAAAGAGUCACAAGUUUUUCAUGAAUGGUUCAGGAUGGCAGGGACUUCUGGGCUUAGCAUACUUACCAGUAGGAGCUUGGGGAGAGAAUGUAGUUGUUGGUUCUUGGUUGGACUCAGUUGAAAAAGUUCUAAACAAGCCAAUGUCUUUUAAACUUAAAUUAUGUGGUGUUCAGAGUUUAACUAAUGCGACACAUUAUGGAAAAUUUGAAAUGCUUGAUGACUCUAUGCCAUCUUCAAGCAAUGAUGUAAUAUUUCAUACUCCAAUUUUACGGAAACGGUGGUAUGAAGUUGGUGUUCUGUCAGUCAGAAUGUCAAAACCCUUAAACAAGUCUGUUAAUGCUUCAUUAAAAUCGUUUGAUAACAACCUGACCAUUGAUGAGAGCGAAAAUCAUUAUAGAGACACUUGUAUAAAGCUGAAUCAAGAAAAGAGUAUUGUAGAUAGUGGUACUACUAAUAUCAGGUUACCAGACAGCAUAUUUCGGGAGGUAGUCAAUGAACUUCGAAGAGCAGCUCAGACAUCGAAUAUGCUAAUUCUAGAUGAAUUCUGGUACCAUGGAGAGGCAGCCUGUUGGCCUGAACCUCAAGAAUGGUCUCUACCCUCAAUAUCGAUUGAUCUUCUGAGCACAAAUGCGGACAAUCAGUAUUUUACAUUAGAAAUUCCAGCACAGAACUUCAUGCGAGUGAUCACCGCUCGUAACAACAGCGGUGAAGGCGGCAGUGUUUCGGAGUUUUGCUACAAACUGGGUCUCGAGGCCGGUGGCAAGGAAACUGUUUUAGGUUAUACAGCGAUGGAAGGCUUACAGGUACUUUUCAAUAGAUCGGCCGGCUGGAUCGGCUGGCAGCCAUCAAAUUGUGGACCCAAAUCUCGUAUAACAGGACCUCAUAACUUUUCUAUGUCCCUAUCACUUCUAUGUCAACUCACCAAACCGGUCCCAGAUGUAGCAGUUUCAAUAAAAGCAGCUCAGUGGACUCUUUGUGCCAUAUCCAUAAUAGCGGCUGCAGUAUUAAUAUAUUUAUUAGCUCCAUGUAUUAAAAUGUUUUUUGUACGACCAUUACCGAGAUCACAACAGAUUUCUUUGUCUCAAGCAGCCCUGGUUGAACAAGAAGCUACAUAGGUUUUUUUUAUGUUCAGUAUGUGCAUUACUGUUUUAUAUAUUCUUUAUACAAUGGUGUGUAUUUUGUGCGUUAAGAGUGCGUGUUGAGUAUUUCAACUGCAUAUUAAAUUGUAUUAUGUCGUCACGAAAUUUGUAACUUUAAUAUUAAUUCUAUUUAAUUAACCGAAUUAAUAAUAAUUUAAUCUCAGGUUACUUCAGGUAGCUGAGCAGCAAUACCCACGCUACGAUUAUAAAGUUUAAAACAAUCUUAAUUAAAUUUUUUCGCUACUAUUAUUAUUUAAAAAAUUCUCACACUUCGACAGUUAAACUAUGAUGAAAAAAGUUAACAAAAUAGCGAGAGGUUGAAGACAUUGUUUUUUAGAAUGCGUGUAUGUUACUUGACAUUGAUCUCUAAUUUUAUGUAAUUACUAAUGGUGCCUAUAUUUCGUAAGGAUAUUUAUUAAAUCAAUGAGUGGCCUACAACUUAAAUCGUGUAAGAUAAACUUUACGAGUGUAAAGUAUUUGAAGUUGUAUAAACAUUAAAUUUAUAAGUAUGACUACCUUACUGGUUUUAUCCAAAUUAAGUUUAAGUUAAUCUAAUAAAAUGUCUAAUAUAAAAAUUGUUUUUAGUGUGGGCUAUUUCGUUAUCUUAUACGUCAAAUUGUCGUUUAAAAAGUAAAUCAACAUUUUAUACAACGUUAUAUAAAUAUAUGUUUGAUAAUUCA